Molecule: messenger RNA, 2483 nt
Organism: Electrophorus electricus (electric eel)
Lineage: Eukaryota; Metazoa; Chordata; Actinopteri; Gymnotiformes; Gymnotidae
Gene: ehd2a
Product: EH-domain containing 2a
Biological process (GO): endocytosis; endosomal transport
Cellular component (GO): cytoplasm; plasma membrane
Molecular function (GO): protein binding; calcium ion binding; GTP binding
Source: RefSeq, a predicted model, not a curated record
CGUGUUCUACAGGGAGAAGAGCUACGAGAUCUUCAGUGGGAGUGCGAUUAGCAGUUCAGCUGGAUAUCACAUCGGCCUGCUGUGAUAGAACGCUGUACACUCGGGCUCGGACUCACAGACUCGAGGUCCGGCUCCAUGGCUUCCCAGAAAGUAAAGAACUGGGGUGUGAAAUCCCUGAAGGGGGUGUGCACGGUGACCGAGGGUUUGAAGAUGCUCUACCGACAGAAGCUGCUUCCCCUGGAAAAGUACUAUGCCUUCUCUGAUUUCCACUCCCCCAGCCUGGAGGAUGCAGACUUCGACAACAAACCCAUGAUCCUGGUGGUGGGUCAGUACUCAACAGGGAAGACUACCUUCAUUAGGUAUCUUCUUGAACAAGGAGACUACCCAGGUGGCAGGAUUGGGGCCGAGCCCACGACAGACUGUUUCACCGCUAUAAUGUACGGGGACAUUCGGCAUAUCAUCCCGGGCAACGCCCUCGUCGUUGACCCCAACAAGCCCUUCCGCAAACUCAGUCUCUUCGGGAGCACCUUUCUGAACCGAUUCCAGUGCGUGCACUUUCCGAACCAAGUCCUGGAGAACGUCAGCAUCAUUGACACGCCAGGAAUUUUAUCCAGCUCUAAGAAAAAGACGAGCAGAGGGUAUGACUUUCCGGCUGUGGUUCAAUGGUUUGCGGCGCACGUGGACCGAAUUGUCCUCCUCUGCGAUGCCCACAAGCUGGACCUCUCGGACGAGUUCUCGCGCACCAUCGCCGCCCUGCGGGGCAACGAGGACAAGCUGCGUGUGGUGCUCAACAAGGCCGACGGCGUGCAGCCGCAGCAGCUCAUGCGCGUGUACGGGGCCCUCAUGUGGUCGCUGGGCAAAGUGUUCCAUACACCCGAAGUCCUAAGGGUCUACAUCGGCUCCUUCUGGUCGGCGCCGCUCAGGGCGGCAGACAACCGGAGGCUGUUUGAGCGUGAGGAGAAAGAUUUGUUUGCCGAUAUCCAGAACCUGCCCCGCAACUCUGCCCUGAGAAAGCUUAACGACCUGGUAAAGAGGGCGCGCCUUGUAAGGGCCCACGCUUACAUCAUCAGUGCCCUGAAGGAGGAGAUGCCCCUUGUCUUCUGGCGAAACCACAAAAAACGGGAUCUGAUUUACGACCUUCCGCAGCUCUUCUCAAGGAUCCAGCAGCGGCAUCAGCUCUCGCCCGGGGAUUUCCCCGACUGCGCAACGAUGCAGGAGGAGCUCAUGAAUCACAACUUCACCAGAUUUAAUGCCCUGAAGCCCAAGCUCUUGGCAGCUUUGGAUGAGCUCCUGACCACCGACAUCGCCAAGCUGAUGCCUCUUCUGUGCAAAGAGGAGCUGGAGGCAGGGGACCAGCCCGGGGCGCCAGGUGGCGCCCUGCUGGGGUCCAGCGAGGAACUGUUUAUGGAACUGAACCCCCUCUGUCACGCAGAGCCCUACGGCGCACGCGAGGAGCCCUCCGACGACAGCUGGGUGGUCUCCAGGGACAAGCCGAAGUACGACGAAAUCUUCUACAACCUGUCUCCCCAUCAGGGCAAGCUGAGCGGCACCAAGGUGAAGGACUGGAUGCUUGGCACGCGGCUGCCGAGCUCGGUCCUGGGCCGGAUCUGGAGGCUGUCGGAUGUGGACCGUGAUGGCCUGCUGGACGACGAGGAGUUCGCUCUGGCCAGCCACCUGAUCGAGGUGAAGCUGGAGGGCUUCGGACUGCCGCCGGUGCUCCCCGCCCACCUUGUGCCGCCGUCCAAGAGGAGACGCAGACCGUCAAAUGCAGAGAACAGAGAGGACUGUGGGGGUGCAUAGGGACUUUUAUUAACCUCCAUGUUAUUUCAGUCAGUUGAACUUUAGCUGAGAAGGUGUUGCUCUUUUAUGUCCCCAAGAACGCACUUAAAGGAAUACUCAUUGGUAAAAAAAAAAAGAAAAAAAGAUUGCAGCUCCUAGCUCUGAGCCAUACUUAACCUUUGCAGGGUCCUUUACAUGCUCUUUAGCGCGAGAAACUAAAGUAAUUACAGAUAUGAUCUAAUUACAGUUAUUAUGCACGCCCGUACGAGCCAAAUCACUCGUUACCAUGGUGAAAGUUUCUUCUUGAUUUCCUGUAGUUUUCUUGCAUGAUUUCGUUUAUUUCAUUAUUGAAAAGUGUAUUCAUUUUUUUUUUUUUUGCUUUUAUUGUAAAAUAGUGUGGGACCACACAUUGAUCAAAGCCAGAGUUUCUUUCCGAAAAAAGCAGCAAUGCAGUCCAGCAGAAGAGCCAAAGAUGCUAGCUAUUUCAAGAUGGUGCACAGCAGACCUUCUUGUUGCACCAGGCACUGCUUGUAGGCUACAUGUUCACUUUCAGUAGCAGCAUUCUAUCAGUAAAUAACUAAGAAAUUAUGCUCAGUAAACGACAUGCAUGUGGCAGUACUUCCGAGGCCAGAGAAGUGUAAAUUGUGCCGCGGAAUGGCAUUAAAAUACAGUGUGGUUUUAAAUGACUUGUUUAUAAAUUCUAU